This is a messenger RNA of Salvia hispanica, 1211 nucleotides long. Its product is annotated as PLC-like phosphodiesterases superfamily protein. NCBI's taxonomy places the organism in Eukaryota, Viridiplantae, Streptophyta, Magnoliopsida, Lamiales, Lamiaceae. The record is from RefSeq and is a predicted model, not a curated record. Gene Ontology annotation, molecular function: phosphoric diester hydrolase activity. Gene Ontology annotation, biological process: lipid metabolic process.
UCAUAUUUUUGGGAUAGAUUUAUAUAAUUUGAUGGCGACUCGGAGAGUGCUUGCUGCAGCAAUCACAGCGUUGCUUCUGUUAGAGCUCGGCUCGGCCUGCUCUAAUGGAGCUUGCAAGGUUGGAGAUGAUUGUUCGUCGGGCUCAGAUUGUGGGCCGGGCCUUUAUUGCCUUUCUUGUGAAGUAGAAGGCUCCAAAUGUGUGAGAACAACCGCCACCAAUCAGUUCAGCCUACUCAACAAUUCACUACCAUUCAACAAAUACGCUUUCUUGACAACCCACAACGCUUUUGCAAUCGAAGAUGGACAACCAAGGCUUACCUUCACAAACCAGGAAGACAACAUCACUCAACAACUCAAUAACGGCGUCCGCGCUCUGAUGCUCGAUACCUACGACUUCGAGGGAGACAUAUGGCUCUGCCAUUCCUUCGGAGGCCAAUGCUACGACUACACUAAAUUUGAACCUGCGAUAAACACAUUGAGGGAAAUUGAGGCGUUCAUGUCGAAAAAUCCAUUGGAAAUCGUGACAAUAAUUCUCGAAGACUACGUGAAGACACCGAUGGGACUGACAAAGGUUUUCACGGACGCGGAUCUAAUGAAGUACUGGUUUCCCCUGUCCAAAAUGCCGAAAAACGGCGGUGAUUGGCCGCGCGUCGCCGACAUGGUGGCGGGCAAUCAAAGGCUGCUCGUUUUCACUUCUGCAAAAUCCAAGGAAGCCACCGAAGGCAUCGCUCACCAGUGGAAUUACAUGGUCGAAAAUCAAUAUGGGGAUGAUGGAAUGAAGGACAAGUGUUUCAAUAGAGGAGAGUCUUCGGUGCUUAGCGACACCUCGAAAUCGCUGAUUUUGGUCAACUAUUUCAGAUCGGUGCCAAUGAAGCUGCUCGCAUGCGUGGAGAAUUCCGGUGCCCUUGCCGACAUGCUCCACACGUGUCAUGCCGCUGCCGGCAACCGCUGGGCUAAUUUUGUGGCCGUCGACUUUUAUAAGAGGAGUGAGGGAGGAGGAGCAUUUGAAGCGACGGAUUUGUUAAAUGGGGAGCUCUUGUGCGGAUGCAACGACGUCCAUUCUUGUGUUAAUGGUGCAGAAUGUACACGCUCGUGAGUCGUGAGGAACAUGUUAGAAGGUCUCGGAAAUCAAAUCGAUCAACAUGUGGUGAUUAGAUUAAGUGAUAUAUAUCGAAUCGAAACACCAUUGGCUCCAAAUUAUAGAUUUUGAA